Molecule: messenger RNA, 396 nt
Organism: Fomitopsis serialis
Lineage: Eukaryota; Fungi; Basidiomycota; Agaricomycetes; Polyporales; Fomitopsidaceae
Exons: 1
Coding region: 1-396 (131 amino acids)
Molecular function (GO): oxidoreductase activity
Source: RefSeq, a predicted model, not a curated record
AUGUCGUACACUGCGACGCCGCGCCCGCCCUCGCAGGACAACGGUCCCUCGCCACACUCAACUGCCAUCGGGGACAGCCGUGACCCGGCGGUGGUCAAUCCCUGGCCUCAGAUCAUUGCCUCCGUGCUGCACGCUCCGGAUCCGCAUACGCUCAAGGCGAUUCGUUCGUUGCACUACGCCGCGCAGCACUACGGGACCACACCCCCUGGAGGCGCGAUCGGGGCGUUCGAUGCGGACGGCCGCGAGACGCACGAGGCCAUGGCGAAGCUUGACGGGACGAUCUUCGUCAGAGCGGCGGGGGUCGUGAUGGACACCCUCGGGUGGGUCACGCACGGGCAGCCGGCGGGCAAGUGGGACUUCAGCGCACAUGGAUGGGAUGAGGCGUGGAAUGAUUGA